Messenger RNA from Physella acuta, 1643 nucleotides. RefSeq names its product platelet-activating factor acetylhydrolase-like. Gene Ontology annotation, molecular function: 1-alkyl-2-acetylglycerophosphocholine esterase activity. Lineage: Eukaryota; Metazoa; Mollusca; Gastropoda; Physidae. The record is from RefSeq and is a predicted model, not a curated record.
GCAAACUACAAAAUAUGGCCUCUGUGGUUACCAAGGAAACAGUAUGCUCAUGGUUAUGUUUAUUUUCUGAAGAAAAAUAAAAUUUUUGGAAGGAUUGCUAAUUUAGUUGGAGGUGAAGUCUAUGUCCCAGUUUUAUGGCAAGCGCCACUAAUAAAAAAUAACGAGAAGUUCCCUGUUGUGAUUGUCUCCCAUGGUAUUGGUGGAAACAGGACAACACUGUCAACAUAUUGUAAUGAGCUGGCUUCUCAUGGCUUUGUGGUAGCAGCACUUGAACACAGAGAUGGCUCCGCCUCAAUGACUCUUUGCUUGACUGAACAACUGGACAGCAGCAUUCGAGAUGUUGACGAGCAGGUGCACAUUGAGAGACAUUGUCACAGCGACAGUGACAUACACAGCCAGGAGGACAAUUUUGACACCCGCGUCCAGAGCGCAGUCCAGUUUUAUCUGGACGAGGGGACAGAGAACAGGGAGAGUGCUGGGGGUAGAGGGUCCCGAGUCAGACAGAGGAGAGAGAACCGGAGGAGGUCUGUGCGGCACAAUAACUCAUGCACUGAGGAAUGGCGGAGGUUUCAGCACGUGCCGGUUUGGGAUGACUUUGAUUUAAGAAAUGGACAGAUGUAUCAUAGGGCUGAUGAAAUCAGUGAUUUGCUAAAUCAGCUGAUCUCCAUGAAUGAAGGAAAGCACAUCAACAAUAUAUUAGGCUUUGGCUUUAACACAACCCAAUUUAAGGAUCGGUUGGAUAUUUCAAAAGUUGCAGUUAUUGGUCAUUCAUUUGGUGGGGCCUCUACUGUAGCUACUCUGGCAACAGAUGUGAGGUUCAAGCUUGGGAUAAGUCUUGAUGGCUGGUUCCAUGCUGUUGACAACUGGGCUUAUAAAACAGCCAAACAGCCCUGCCUUCUCCUCAACAUGGAACAGUUUCAGUGGGAGAGGAACGUCAAUCAGAUGAUCACCUUUCAAAAUGCCAACCCAGAUGCUGAUAGACCAAUGAUUACUUUAAAGGGUGGCUGUCACCAAAGUAUGACAGACUUCCAGUUUAUUGUUCCACACAUGCUUGGCCGUUUGAUGGAUGUGUGUCACACUCUAGCACCUGCGCAGGCCAUGUCUACCUGCAUAGAAGCAUCUCUGGCAUUCUUACACAAGCACCUCGAUCUUCCUUUUGAACAACAGCACCAGGAUAUUCUAGAUGGAAACCACAAGCACCUGAUGGCAGGUACAAAUGUUGAUCUCUCUAUUCCUGACGAUGGACCAACCCCGCCAUAAACUCUGUCAACAAUUUUCUCCUGUUGGAUAAACUUGGAUAGAAACUCCAGCAAAAUUUUGACCGACCAAAUCUCUUCGCAGCGGAAAAACUAUAAAGAAUUCCAAAAACACAAAAAUCUUUUUAAAAAACAAUUCUUAACCUCACCACAGAAAUAAUUUUGCUAUCAGCGUGUGAAUGGAUUAUGAAUCUCGUUAAGUCGAUGGACACAGUUAAGCCACAAGUCAAGACUUAAUGUAACUCAGGAUUAUUCGUACUUUUAUAUUGUUUUCUUUCAACAGUGUACAGGAACAGCAUUAUUUUUUUUUAAUUUAAAAACACAAUGUUUAAAAUCACAAUAUAUAAUAAAUGUUCCAUGGUGACUGGUUCUUAAGCCUAAAUUAAA